Peromyscus eremicus (cactus mouse) is the source of this 2488-nucleotide messenger RNA. It is a transcript of the gene Slc26a11, whose product is annotated as solute carrier family 26 member 11. Gene Ontology annotation, cellular component: membrane. Lineage: Eukaryota; Metazoa; Chordata; Mammalia; Rodentia; Cricetidae. Gene Ontology annotation, biological process: transmembrane transport. Gene Ontology annotation, molecular function: secondary active sulfate transmembrane transporter activity. The record is from RefSeq and is a predicted model, not a curated record.
CUCUAGGGAAUCUGUCCUCCGUGAGAGGUCUGCCCCAGCCUGGACAUGGCACCAGACACCUGCUGCUGCUCGCGUGGGGCCCUGCAGAGGAGGCUGCCCAUCCUGGCCUGGCUGCCUGCCUACUCUCUGCAGUGGCUGAGGAUGGACUUCAUCGCUGGACUCUCCGUGGGACUUACAGUCAUCCCCCAGGCACUGGCCUAUGCGGAAGUGGCCGGACUCCCACCCCAGUAUGGCCUCUACUCUGCCUUCGUGGGAUGCUUCGUGUAUUACUUCCUGGGCACCUCCCGGGACGUGACUCUGGGCCCCACGGCUAUCAUGUCCCUCCUGGUGUCCUUCUACACCUUCCGUGAGCCCGCCUAUGCGGUGCUGCUUGCCUUCCUGUCUGGGUGCAUCCAGCUGGCCAUGGGGUUCCUGCAUUUGGGGUUCCUGCUGGACUUCAUCUCCUGUCCUGUCAUUAAAGGCUUCACUUCUGCUGCCACCAUCACCAUUGGCUUUGGACAGAUCAAGAACCUGCUGGGAUUGCGGAACGUCCCCCGGCAGUUCUUCCUCCAGGUGUAUCAGACCUUCCUCCACAUCGGAGAGACCAGGGUGGGCGACGCCGUCCUGGGGCUGGCCUGCAUGGUGCUGCUGUUUGUGCUGAAGCUGAUGCGGGAACACAUGCCUCCUCCCCACCCUCAGACGCCCCUUGGUGUCAAGUUCAGCCGUGGGCUGGUGUGGACUGUCACAACAGCUCGCAAUGCCUUGGUGGUCUCCUUUGCAGCCCUGAUUGCUUACUCCUUCGAAGUGACAGGACACCAUCCUUUUGUUCUGACUGGGAAGAUAGCCACAGGGCUCCCUCCUGUGCGGGCCCCACCCUUCUCAGUGACCACAGAUAAUAAGACCAUCUCAUUCUCUGAGAUGGUGCAGGACAUGGGGGCUGGACUGGCUGUGAUACCUCUGGUGGGCCUCCUGGAGAGCAUCGCCGUGGCCAAAUCCUUUGCCUCUCAGAAUAACUACCGCAUUGAUGCCAACCAGGAGCUGCUGGCCAUCGGCUUCUCCAAUAUGCUGGGCUCCCUCGUCUCGUCUUACCCAGUCACUGGCAGCUUUGGGCGGACAGCUGUGAAUGCCCAAUCUGGAGUGUGUACCCCGGCAGGGGGCCUGGUGACUGGUGUGCUGGUGCUGCUAUCCCUGGACUACUUGACCUCACUCUUCUACUACAUCCCCAAGUCUGCACUGGCCGCCGUCAUCAUCAUGGCUGUGGCCCCGCUCUUUGAUGCCAAGAUCCUCAGGACGCUCUGGCGUGUUAAGAGGCUGGAUCUGCUGCCACUCUGCGUGACAUUCCUGCUGUGCUUCUGGGAGGUUCAGUACGGCAUCCUGGCCGGGACCCUGGUGUCUUUGCUCAUCCUCCUGCACUCUGUGGCUAGGCCCAAGACCCAGGUGUCAGAAGGACACGUUCUUGUCCUGCAGCCGGCCAGUGGCCUGCACUUCCCUGCCAUCGAUGCCCUGCGAGAGGCAAUAAUGACCCGGGCACUGGAAGCAUCCUUACCACGCUGCGCGGUCCUGGAGUGCACGCAUGUCAGCAGCAUAGACUACACCGUGGUUGUGGGGCUCAGUGAGCUCCUGGAGGAUUUCCAGAGGCGGGGCGUCUCCCUGGCCUUCGUUGGCCUGCAGGUGCCUGUGCUUCGCACGCUGUUGGCCGCUGACCUGAAGGGGUUCCAGUACUUCACCACUCUGGAGGAGGCCGAGAAAUCCCUGCAGCAGGAACCAGGGACUCAACCCUACAACAUCCACGAAGACUGCCCAGAGCACAAGAUCUCCCUGCUGAAGUCUCUAGAAGGUUCUGUCACUGUGAUUUGAUGUUGACGUCACCUGACAGACUCACCAGCCUGGUGGGACUGAAAGCGCACCCCACAGGUGGCUCUGGAAAAGAGCAGGAAGUCAUGCGGUGAGACUUUCCUGCUGUCCCCUAGCUGUGAGAAUUUGGGGAGAGAGAGGCCAGGUGAACAGGAGGACCCAGGACUUGUGACCUAGGUUGGCUGGGGCGAGCUGGCACUUCCCAGGUCCUGAAUUCCUGUUUGGAACCAGGCCCUGCCCGAGAAGAGGCGGAAAAUCAAGCAUCUCAGAGAUGUGCCUGACCACAGCUCAGAGUUCAAGCUGAGCUGAGAGGGGGCCACAGUGUGCCAAGUACAAUGAGGACUGUUUAAAAUGGUGUGUUUUUAAAUGAAAGUCAUCACUUUGGUGUUUUCAUUGAAAAAAAAAAAAAAAGAAGGCAAAACAUUAAUGCUUGUUUAAAAAAAAAAAAUCCAAGAACUCAUCUAUCCCAUUCACUGUCCUCCUCACCUGAGGUCCCCUGCCCAGGACAGGUAUCUGUCAGUGUGUACACAUGGUGGCCUCUUAUGUGAACCAAAUCACUACAUCAAGGUACUUUGUAAACCAUCUUUAUGCAGUCAUUUACUGUGAGUUAUUUAUUAUGAUGAUGGAUGGCAUUAAAAUACAAGAUUUUUAUUUA